This is a messenger RNA of Drosophila yakuba, 1684 nucleotides long. RefSeq names its product protein gooseberry (gene gsb). Gene Ontology annotation, molecular function: DNA-binding transcription factor activity, RNA polymerase II-specific; RNA polymerase II cis-regulatory region sequence-specific DNA binding. The record is from RefSeq and is a predicted model, not a curated record. Gene Ontology annotation, biological process: regulation of transcription by RNA polymerase II; anatomical structure development. Lineage: Eukaryota; Metazoa; Arthropoda; Insecta; Diptera; Drosophilidae. The transcript has 2 exons. Bases 215 to 1498 code for a protein of 427 amino acids.
CCGUUCCAAAAUCAGUUUCGAGCUGUCAAGCAACCGAGCAGCAUCAUCAUUCACUGCGCACUCGCAACAGAUACUCGCAGCAGAUACACACUCCGAGAAUAACCUAGCAUUCCUAACUCUCGGGCCUAGUGAAGAUUAAUCUGAAACGUAGAAGUAAAAGUGUUGACAAAACUCCGGAAAACUCUCCAACUCUCCAACGGAUUACCGCAAGGAAAUGGCUGUUUCGGCUCUCAACAUGACACCCUACUUUGCUGGAUAUCCCUUCCAAGGACAAGGUCGCGUCAACCAACUGGGCGGCGUCUUUAUCAACGGCCGUCCGUUACCCAACCACAUCCGUCGCCAAAUCGUGGAGAUGGCAGCCGCUGGAGUUCGUCCUUGUGUCAUCUCCCGCCAGCUGCGCGUCUCCCAUGGCUGCGUCUCAAAGAUUCUGAACCGUUUCCAGGAGACUGGCUCUAUUCGGCCCGGAGUGAUCGGUGGCAGCAAACCCCGUGUAGCCACGCCAGACAUCGAGUCCAGGAUCGAGGAACUGAAACAGACGCAGCCCGGUAUUUUUAGCUGGGAGAUCCGCGCCAAAUUGAUCGAGGCUGGAGUCUGUGACAAGCAAAACGCUCCAUCGGUGAGCUCCAUUUCGCGCCUUCUGCGAGGAUCCUCAGGAUCGGGGACCUCCCACAGCAUCGACGGCAUCCUCGGUGGAGGCGCUGGAUCUGCGGGAAGCGAGGAUGAGAGCGAAGACGAUGCCGAGCCCAGUGUGCAGUUGAAAAGGAAGCAAAGGCGUUCCCGGACCACAUUCUCCAACGACCAGAUCGACGCCCUGGAGCGCAUCUUUGCCCGUACCCAGUACCCCGAUGUCUACACCCGAGAGGAGUUGGCCCAGAGCACAGGGUUGACCGAGGCCCGUGUCCAGGUGUGGUUUUCCAAUCGCCGUGCUCGUCUGCGCAAGCAGCUGAACACCCAGCAGGUGCCUAGCUUUGCCCCCACAUCCACUUCCUACGGCGCAACUCCCACCACCAGUGCCGCCCCAGCUCCCAGCAUGGGCAUGAGUCUGUACGGCUCACAGAACUGGCCAUCAUCUGGAGCCUAUGACAACCAUGCUGCCUAUGGUGGAUCGGUGGCAUCCAUGUCCCCCGCCAGCAGCACCUCGGGCACCAGCUCCGCCGCCCACAGUCCCGUGCAGACGCAGGCGCAGCAGCCAGGAACUGGAAGCGAGUUCAUGGCCCCCACCUACGGCGUAGGAUCGAGCAAUGCUACCUACCCAUCGGCCGCCUAUUCCAUGCCGCCAACUCCUACAACAUCCGCGGAGCAGCUGCGAUCCCAGUUUGCAUCGGCCGCCGCUUCGGGCUCUCACCACCCCUCCUCGUGGGACAGCUACAACUUUGCGGGUUCCUUCUUCCCUCCCGCUGCUGCCACAAGCAACCACAUUAGCGGCUACCAUCAUCAGGUCGAUCAGAAGAGCUCAAUGAUGACCACUGCACCAACCUACCCAUACUUUGGAUUUUAGGUCGAUAAUAUGUUUUCUUUUUAAUCGUUUUAAAACUUUAAGCGUUCUUUAAUGUUGCUAAAGGCCUACAUCUAAUCCCCCUAAGACUGUUUAAAAAUAUUUAUGGUAAAUUAGUAUUUUAAGACAUAUUUUCCUGGUAGUUUUAGGUUAAGGAGCGAUGAUCAAAAUAAUAAAAGUAAACAUUUA